AUGGAUUUCAACGUAACCUCACGAAAACGAGCCGCACCUUCAGUAGCGCAGGGUCCCGGCACGGUCGGCGCCGACGGUCGCGGCGUAGGUCUGUCGGGAUGGAAAUCCUCCGCAGGAAGCGGCGGAGCUUCCGCGUGCCAGCUGUCGAUGUACGACGAGGCGCCGGUGGGGGAAGAGGUGGCCAUGGAGCAAUUCGAGGAGUUCGCGCUGGACCGGCUCCGGGUGCUCAAGGCGAUCGACGACGCCAAGGCGCGCGGAACAAAGGUGGACGAGCUCGACAGCAUGGUGUCAGACAUAUGGCGGAAGUACAUGCGAGCUGGAUGCUCAUUGGCUGACGCUCGUCGCAAAGACGUCAUAUCGCACUACAUCCUGCGACUCGCCUACUGUCGCACGGAGGAGCUACGGCGGUGGUUGUUGGCGCAAGAAUCGGCUCUAUUCCGCCACAGGUUCCGAGCUGAGACCCCUGAAAACCAGAGGUGGUUUUUGGAGAGCAAUGGCCUUCCCUAUCGUGCUAUUGGCGCAGCAGAGAUGACGGGAGUGCGAGAGAAGCUCACUCAAGUGGCCAGGUCCCUAAACCUACCUGUUCCAAAUGUCGACAGUGUCUUCUACAAGGUUCCAUUCGAGGAGGUUCCUGAUUUGGUGGCUUCUCGCAGGGUUUAUCUCGAAAAGGGCUUUGCCUUUGUCCCCAGAGACCAGCUGGCGGCCAUUGUGGUUGGUCAAUUUCGAGCCAAGCUGUCCAAAGCACUCGUGGCAACCAACAGGAAGUGGCUUGCCCACAUACAAGAAGACGAGCAAGAACGCCUGACACCAGUGAUUGAGGCUCUCAGCACACGCUAUCUAGGCCCUGACUUCUCCCAGCCUGGCGAGACUGCUGAGGUGUCGCUCCGUGAUUUGGACAUUGUGGCGCGGCAGUCUUUUCCGCUCUGCAUGCGACACCUCUUCUUCAAGUUGCGGGAGGAGCACCAUUUGCGGCACGGGGGCAGAAUGCAGCUAGGGCUGUUUCUUAAGGGCAUCGGGCUGAGAUUGGAGGAUGCACUCACAUUCUGGCGCUCUGAGUUCUCCAGAAAGAUGGGUGCGGAGCGGUUUGACAAGGAGUAUGCGUAUUCGAUCCGGCACAACUACGGCAAGGAGGGCAAGCGAACGGACUACACUCCCUUCUCCUGUGUGAAGGUCAUCAUGAGUACACCUGGGGUGGGAGAUCACCACGGCUGCCCCUUCAAGCACUUCAGCGAGGACAACUUGAGAGCUGCCCUUUCUCGCAUGGGGGUGUCGUCAGGAGCAGCCAUGGAUGAGAUCAUGCAGAAGACACGGCAGCAGCACUACCAGAUUUCCUGUGCUUUGACAUUUGAAGCAUCGCAAGGUGCUCCAUGCCCCACGGGGAUCACACAUCCGAAUCAAUACUUCAUGCUCAGCAGACAGGUUAUUGAGGGACGAACUCAACCAGCUCUCCCACAAGGGCAAGGACAACAACCACGGCAUCCAGAGUCAAAUGCUAAUAAUCCAAGGUCGGAUGCAGCUGGUAGCAACAUUGGAAGGGAGGGGACAACGGAUCCAUGUUCCUUGCAACGUGCGGCUGGAGGGGAUGCGAGACCCCAGCUAGUUAUUGGAGAGAUGAAUGUUGACACCUGA
Closterium sp. Naga37s-1 is the source of this 1629-nucleotide messenger RNA. The record is from the annotation of a GenBank genome assembly. Lineage: Eukaryota; Viridiplantae; Streptophyta; Zygnematophyceae; Desmidiales; Closteriaceae.